Molecule: messenger RNA, 1194 nt
Organism: Aspergillus udagawae
Lineage: Eukaryota; Fungi; Ascomycota; Eurotiomycetes; Eurotiales; Aspergillaceae
Gene: gprL
Product: G protein coupled receptor family protein
Exons: 4
Coding region: 1-1194 (397 amino acids)
Biological process (GO): cell surface receptor signaling pathway; adenylate cyclase-activating G protein-coupled receptor signaling pathway
Cellular component (GO): plasma membrane
Molecular function (GO): G protein-coupled receptor activity
Source: RefSeq, a predicted model, not a curated record
AUGUACCAAAACAGCUCGCAGCUCAGUCAGCAUCAGCGGUCUGUGUUGUCGAUCAUCGAGCGUGUAUGCUCAUGCGUGUCUGUGUCUGCUUUGGCUAUCGUGAUUGCGACCUUUGUCAGCUCCAGGGAAUUUCGCAAACCGAUUAACCGCUUGAUCUUCUAUGCCGCGUGGGGCAAUCUUUUGUCAAAUGUUGCGACUCUUAUCUCCGAGUCCAGUCUGCAACAUAGUUCCCGAGGCGCCCUGUGCCAGUUCCAGGCGUUCAUGAUUCAGUGGUUCAUGCCAGCAGACUCCCUGUGGGCGCUCGCCAUGGCUUGCAAUGUGUACUUGGCGUUCUUCAAGCAUUACGAUACCAAACGUCUAAGGAUGCUGGAGUGGAAGUAUCUGCUUCUCUGUUACGGGCUGCCGUUUAUCCCUGCAUUUGUAUAUCUAUUUGUCAGUUCCGAAACCAGGGGCAAGGUAUACGGUGAUGCUGUGUUAUGGUGCUGGGUGUCAUUGCCGUGGGAAUUUCUCCAGAUAGCCGUAUUCUACGGACCAGUCUGGUUCAUUGUCUUGGUCAUCCUCGCCAUCUACCUCCGUGUUGGCUUGAGUAUCCGGCAACAACGACACGAACUGAGCAUAUUCGUCAUGUCAGACUUCGAACAUACCUCAGACACCACCGUGUUGGGAGACGUUGAUCUCUCUGGAACAAUACAACCAGUUCCACUUGAUAGCUUCCGGCGGCACUCGAAUAGACAGCGGAACCCUCCUUUUACCCCUAAUUCAUCCCAUCCAAGUAUUUCUCCCGAGAUCUGGCAGACUCCAAGUCACGCCGGUCCCCCAAACGCACCUCCUGGUCGUGCAUCCUGUCUUUCCUACAAUAUCUCUCGAACCUCGACUGCAGACAGUCGCCAGGCCUCGGAAGCGUACUUCAAAUAUGCCACUCUCUUCCUUGCGGCAUUAAUCGUCACAUGGGUCCCUUCGUCUGCCAACCGGGUUUAUGCGCUUACCGCUUCCAAUCACUAUGUCUUCGGCUUGAGCUGCGCCUCGAGCUUUGCUCUUCCUUUGCAGGGAUUCUGGAAUAGCGUUAUCUACAUUACCGUAUCGUGGCAGGCCAUUUUGGCCUGGUUUCAGCAUGUUGGUGCGCAGGCGCGGCGCACGUCGAGUACCACGCUUGGACCUUUGAAAUCUUCCUUGCGUCGGUUGAGUCGGGGUUAG